Molecule: messenger RNA, 1974 nt
Organism: Pseudomyrmex gracilis
Lineage: Eukaryota; Metazoa; Arthropoda; Insecta; Hymenoptera; Formicidae
Product: lanC-like protein 3 homolog
Exons: 4
Coding region: 330-1607 (425 amino acids)
Biological process (GO): carbohydrate metabolic process; peptide modification
Cellular component (GO): plasma membrane
Source: RefSeq, a predicted model, not a curated record
UUUAUUUAGUUUAUUUUUAACCGGUACGGAUUGAAUCCGUUCUCGGACCAAUUGGCUACGUUAAUUGUGCUAAUUGACAAAUAUCUGAUUACGGGGGCAACGAUCAUGAGCGUAGCGACUCGCCAAGUGGAACAAUAGCCGAGGUCUAAUCUAGGAUUGUUGGUGAAGAUUUAACUGGAUUAUAAUUUUAUUGUUAUUUUUUACGUAUCGUAUUGUGUCUUCGCGCGUAUGCGACACAGAACCCGAUCGGUUCGACGACACUUUUCACGGUGAAUCCCAAGAUCCUUUGGUCGAGAUUGUCGUCAAAAACGUUCCGGAAAACUUUCGCAAUGUCGCGGUCCAGAUACUUCGUAAACGAAUAUUGUUUACGUGAGGAAGAAAUUGUCAACAACGCGGAUACGACAAAAAGUAUCAUCUACGACAGUCAGAUUGCCGCCAAGAGAAGCAUACAGAAAAUACUUCAACGCAUUCUCGACAAGGAACCGCCCGAACGAGCAGAAGUCGAUGGCGGUCUGUACGUCGGCGCGUCCGGAAUAUCUUACAUGUUUUUGCGGCUCGCCGAACAAGCUGACGUGUUGAACAACGAGGUCGAUAAGUUUAAACUCCUCUCGUUAGCCGAUAAUUAUCUCAAGUCAUCUGUGACGGACACGCAACGCCGCUCCGGCACCGGAUUUCUUCUGGGUGAUUGGGGUAUUCUGGCGAUUGGUGCGGUUCUUGCAACUGUUCAAAAUGAUGAAAAGACCGCCAAUGAUCUAGUGAAACGUUUCAUAACGACGGGAAUGCGUUGCAAGGAAGUAAAUUUCUUGAAAUGCGGCUCGGAUGAGUUCUUCGUGGGCCGUGCUGGCUAUUUGUACGGCGCGAUGUGGCUGAAUCGCAAGAUAAAAAAGACUGUUGUGCCAAUUGAAACAAUGUGCGAGAUUGCUCGAACAAUUGUUACUUCUGGCAAAACGUACGCACGGGUGCACAACAGUCCGUGUCCGCUGAUGUACGCGUACUACGGCACAGAAUAUCUUGGCGCGGCGCACGGACUUUGCUCCAUUCUGCAAGUCCUCAUACAGCUGCCAUCGUUCCUCGACAGCGACACUGAUAUGGACAGCACCGUGCGGGCGUGCGUGGAUUAUUUUUUGAGUGUGCAAACAAUAUCCGGCAACUUCCCCUGUGCCGUAGACGAGAUCGAUCUUUCUGGACGAAGCUUCAGAGAGAGCGACGACGAGUUGGUGCACUGGUGUCACGGUGCGCCCGGUGUAAUCUACAUGAUGGCCGCUGCGUAUCUGCGCUGGAAGGAUCAGCGUUAUUUGGACUCGUGCAAACGCGCCGGCGAUCUUGUUUGGCGUAAGGGUCUUCUUCGUAAAGGACCUGGGAUUUGUCAUGGCGUGGCCGGCAACGGCUACGUCUUUCUUCUUCUGUACAGACUCACCAAUAAUAUGCGCUAUCUUUAUCGAGCCGCCAAAUUCGCAGACUUCAUGAACUCGUCGCAAUUUCAAAGUGAGGCGCGCACGCCCGACUCGCCCUAUUCGCUCUACGAGGGACUCGCCGGCACCGCUUGCUUCCUCGCCGAUCUUAUCAUGCCGGAUAAGGCUCACUUUCCCUUUCAAGACAUUUUUUAAGAUACAAAAAAUGAUUUUUGUUUUAUCUCACAUUUGUUGUGAACAUGCAUUUAUUAUGUGCUUAUAAACAUAUCGAUAAUCUCGAAAUCAUUGAAACUGUGAUUUUUUUUUUUUUUUUUAACAAUUGAUACUAUAAAUGUUUCUCUCCUUCUGAAAAUAAACAAUUCAAUACUCAUUUUUUCACAUUAUAAUGUGAAAAUGGUUUUUAAUCUUGUUUUAAGUACGUACACACAUAGACGUGUACAUGUGCACGAGUAUAUCUGUCUCUACGAGUACAUAAUUUGUAAAUAUAUCUUAAUGUGGAUUUGUAAAUAUAUAUAUUAAUAAAAUGUGUGUAGAGAUAAGAGAAAAAAGUACUGUAUACUAU